Molecule: messenger RNA, 4275 nt
Organism: Cynoglossus semilaevis (tongue sole)
Lineage: Eukaryota; Metazoa; Chordata; Actinopteri; Pleuronectiformes; Cynoglossidae
Product: multidrug resistance-associated protein 1-like
Exons: 8
Coding region: 3350-4114 (254 amino acids)
Source: RefSeq, a predicted model, not a curated record
GCUGGGACACUGCCACCCCCGCAGCCACCCUCUGCAUCCACGGCCUGCCAGGUCCACAUUACUACUACUACAUGGCAUGACCACAAGUGGCCCAACUCCAGUGCCAGCCUUCCAUCACUCCAUGAUGGAUACACACUCGCUGAUGUAAACAGUCUGCAGUCAGACCAUGGACCAGCGCAGAGCUGGUUUUUGGUCGUAUUUGCAGGCCAGACGUGCGUGUGUUUGUGUAUGAUGACCUGUCUUGCGGCCAGCGACCGGAGUGUGCGCAGCGUCUUGUCUUCAAAUGCACAUGAGCAAUGCUGCAGGGCUGUUGUUUUUUUUUUUUUUGUUGUUGUCCUACAUUUCUUCAUACGUUGCAACACCUCUGACCACAAGCUGCUCGCUGGUUCAGAUCAGCUGAGGAGUCCUGGCUGUGAGGCUGCUGGGAAGUUUAUUUAAGGGACACAGUGAGGGAGAGUUCAAAUUAGCAUUCUUUUAAUUAAAACAGAAGGUGGAAGUUUUAUUAUAGCUGCCUCGCAUGCAGAAGGUUGUGGGUUUGAUUCCACCUAGUUCCAAAUCCCAUUGUAGGCUGCAUCAGGAAGAGCAUUCGUUGUAAAAACUGUGCCACAUCACUACAGAAACUACUGCUGAGCUGAGCCCUAAUGAUGGAGGAUAACAGUGAACCUAUGGCCUGGUAGAGAAUUGGGUGACUCCGGUGAAGUAGAACUGAAGGUGGUUAAUUUGCUAUUGUGACACAGCACACCACUGCACGCAACAAAAUGUGACCUCUGCUUUUAACCCAUCUCCAUAGGGAGCAGUGUGUGGGGAUGGUGCACCUCAGUAGCACCUAGGCAGCUUUGCCACCAUAGCCCCACUGGGUAGUUGACUGGGUAGUUGUCUUCCGCAGUAGAGAAAGGCCCUGUCAGUGGUCGACAGACUGUAAGAAGAAUAAUGUAAGAAGAAAAUAAUAAAAAUGUGCAAACAGACAAUCAAGCGAUUCCACCCCAGGCACCCAGGUUACUUUACCCUGUAAAGGAGGGUUAGCGUGACUGGUUCCCUACAGUCAGGCAGCAGAUGUUGUCAACUUUCUACUGCUGAUUAGAAAACACACUCAGCCGCAGAGACUCAAGCGUGUUGGUUAUGUGAGGUAAAAAGAAAGUGGAUGUCGGCCACGUCCCACUUUUUACAUCCUGGUUAUUAUUUAGAAACAAAAAUGCUGGAACUUCCUGCCGUACAUACGCACACGGUCCACUCGACUGCCUGUGUUGAACCACCUGUGGUGUUCUGCACCAUUUCUUUCUGGUAGCACAAUUGAAAUCAGGCUGCGGACUGGACUAAGACAUAACACAAUAUUUGGUUAGACUUAGACCGUGGACCUUUGCUUUGUUUAGACCUGUCUGACAGCUUCAGUGGACCUUGUUUCACUAAUUUGUUUUUUUCUCAAGCUGCACAGAUGCCAAAGGCAGCAAAUGGUCUUUUUAAACUUUCUGACCCUCAAACCAGACCCCAAAAAACACGCCCAGCGCAAAAUAUUUACCCCCGAGCAGCAGCUUUGACCACAAUUAUAGCUUCAGUUUCCUGUUUUUAUGUCACCUUCAAUGACUGUAAAUCCCGCCGUCAUUUUUUUUAAGACUUCACCUUCAGAUGAAUUCACCUCGCCGUCCUGUUACAUAACCCUCAAAAUAUUCUCUCCAAGGCCGAAGAGCUGAAUGAAAACAUUUGAUUGCCUCGAAGAGAAUCAUUAAAUGAGUCACAUUUUUCAAAGAAUAAUAAUCCACACUUCUGCACACGGCGAGACGCAGGAGCUGGUGGUGGUCUGCAGAACUUUUCCAUGUUUCUUCUCUGCGGUGAUGAUGGCAGAGACGCCAUUAGUCCCAGUGGUAGUGGUGUCAUAGUUUCCUGCACAGCUGCUGUGAAGAAUAUGUGCCAGUGUCUCAGGCGGAGUGACUGUCCACGUGUGAGGACUCAGUUCUCAGUUUUGUAUAUCUUUUUGUAGGUAGUUCUCUUAUGUUUUGUGAUGUUAGGCCAUAAUGUCCAUAUGAACCCCACGUAUGUUUACUGCCAUUCUAGUGCAACGACGACGUGGGUUUGAAUUAAAAGGCCAAUACAGCUGUCCAUUUGUCAAUGUGAAGUCUACAUUGGAGGGUACAUGCUAGCAGCUUACACACAAAGUGCUGAAAACUUGCGUUCCUAUCAUUGGAUAAUCAGUCAUUUCAUUACCCCUUGGUUGAGCAUGUAAAAUAAUUUAUAUGAAAUCACAUGAUUAAUGCUGCAUACACACACAAUAGAUCUUAGUAGAACGGCGGCCAUAGGGCGAUCCAUGUUUACCAUAAAGGCCACUGAUCUAAAUCAGGAUUUCGUGUCAUGCACAGACAGUUUUGAGCAGUGAGUUGUUCAUGUUUUUCCACUUACAGUGCAAGUUUUCUGCCCAUCAUGACGACUGAUUAACUAAUUCCCUUCUCUAACAGGAAGCUGUUUUGUGUGAGUUGGAAAAUCAUGUGAGGGUUUUGCACCAUCCAGCUGAGUGUAAGAUUUUGUAAUGAUGUAAAAUAGCUGACCUGAAUUUGAGACGAUCAAAGUGACAGUACUGGCUAUAAAUACUGGAUCUGUUUAUUGGAAUGAGAAUGUUUGGAACAGUGCCUUUAAGACUUUGGGAUCUUUGGUAUUUCUAUCAAUGAAUCAGUGAGCCAUCGGGCUGACUGUGAUUUUUUUUUUUUUUUUUGAUUUAGGACUGGGUAUGUGAAUCUGGUCUGUAGUAAUGGGCUGCCCACUGGGUCUGUGGUGAAAGGGUCAGAGGUGAAAGAGUUAAACAUUAAAAAGUGUGUCUGGCUGUGAGGCUGUCAUCCCAUUGACGGGAGUAGCUGGUGUUUUGGUAGACAUCCAGUAGAUGUGGGAGAAAGUGAGAGAGGGAGGGAGAGAGAGAGAGAGAGAGGGGAAUAUUUCCACCCACCCAAAAAGGAGACACACUCAUAAACAGGCAGCAGACUGAGGCAGAGUCAGAAAGACUCAGGAUCUCAGGGCAGCAGCAGUUCAAACAGCCAGGCAGACUCACACACAGAGACAGUUACAGAGAUUCACUGACAGAAGAUGUUUUAUUAAGAGGAAAGGAAGAAGUGACACACACACACACAUACACACACACACUCUGAUAACUGCAGUGUGUGCCAUCCAGAGAAACACACUGGGACCAGAUAGAACUAAGAGCUACAGAGCAAAAAAGGUGAUACACACACACAUACACACACAGUGUACUCGUUCUCCAUCCCUCCACACUGUUGCUGGUGCUGAGUUUGUGCAACAGCCGACGUGAGGUGAAGAGUUGUUCACUACCAACAAGCGGAGCAUCUGGGAGGAAGGAGCAGACGGGUGGAUGGAUGACUUCUGCAGACUCAGCGGUCUGGACCCUCUGUGGGACUGGAACCGUACGUGGUAUACAACCAACCCAGACCUGACCCAGUGUUUCCAGAACACAGUACUGGUUUGGGUUCCCUGCAUCUACCUGUGGUUGUUGGCACCUUUCUACUGCCUCCAUUUCUACUGCCAUGACCGUGGCCGAAUUCAGAUAUCCUGCCUCUGCUGUGCCAAGAUGGUCCUGGGUUUCCUCUUGGCCUCAUUUGGCUUCGUGGAGUUCUUCUACAUCCUGAUGGAGAGGAGCCAGGAGAUCCAGCAGCACCUGGUCUUCUUACUUGGACCCAUCAUACGCAGCAUGACUGUGAUUCUGGCCCUGUGCAUCAUCCAGUUGGAAAGAAUCCGGGGCUGUCGUUCUUCAGUCUUUCUUUUCCUCUUCUGGGUCUUGGCUGUCGUGUGCUCCCUGGUGCCUCUAAGAGCCAAGAUCCAGCUGGCUGUAGAUGAGGGCUUUGCCUCUGACAUUGUGCGACACCUCGCCUUCUACUCCUACUUCACCAUCCAAACGCUCCAGCUCUUUUUGUGCUGUUUUGCUGACCAGCCCCCAGUGGGAAAAACCAUCCUGGAAAAGAAUCCCUGUCCUGUGAAGGAUGCUUCAUUCCUGUCAAAGAUUCUCUUCUGGUGGUUCACUGGGCUUGUUGUGAAAGGAUAUCGCCGGCCCCUGGCAGCAGAGGACCUGUGGACCCUGAGGGGGGAGGACACCUCAGAGCAGAUCAUGGCGGCGCUUUAGCAGGCCUGGACAACAGAGUGCGCCAAACUUCAAAAGCAGGAGAAGGCGCUGGCGUCCAGCGUGGCAUUGGAAAGCAGACUCCCAGACCAGGCUCAACUCCUCAGGAAGCUGCAGAAGGAGCAAAGCUCUGGCUUCUUCCUGCUCAGGACGCUGACAAGAAA